AUGGCGGGCAGCAAAGGUUCUGAUGAAGAGAUCCAAACCAGUACUGUUUCAGUUGAAUCCGAUGAAAGUAUUCAAGUUCACUAUGCAAAGCGAGGAGAGGAAAUCUCCAAUCUUCCUCAGGAAGACACUAUCGAUGGCUUCCGGUCAGAUAUGGCUGGGAGAACUCUUCUCACAGCUGAGGAAGAGAAAAAGCUAUUAAGACGCGUGGAUUGGCAUUUAAUGCCAUUGUGCUCACUUAUUUUCUUGUUUAAGAAUUUAGACUCUGACAAUGUCUCAAAUGCACGAAUCAUGAACCAAGGAACUCAUCAGAAUAUCAUGACUCAGCUUGGCAUGACAUCCGAUGAAUACAAUCUGAUUCCAUACAUUGUUGGAGAAGCGCCGUCAAAUCUACUACUCAAACACUUUACGCCAUCAAAAUGGCAAUCCAGAAUCAUCAUUACAUGGGGCAUUUGUCUGAUGCUGCACGCAGCAGUUCACAACAAGGGCGGCUUGUAUGCCACACGGUUUCUGCUCGGCCUUGCGGAGUCCGGCCAAUUUGCAGGUAUUCUUUUACAGAUGUGUUACUGGUAUCGACCAGAUGAAAUGUCCUUGAGACUCUUGUAUUUCUGUGGCCUGUUGGCUUUUGCCUUUGAUCAUGCAUCAGGCUCACACGGGCUUUCAGGGUGGCAAUGGUUAUUCUUGACAGAGGGUGCGAUUACCGUUGCUUUUGGCAUUGCUGUGUGGUUUCUUCUCCCAGAUUUCCCGGAAACCGCCAGCUGGUUGACAGACAAGGAAAAAGCCUUUAUACAAGCUCGGCUACCUGCAAAUGCACCACGAGCCAAAGAACAGAACUUCAAGUUCAGUGAAAUCGUUGACUCACUCAAAGAUGUGCGACUCUGGUUAUUUACGUUGAUCUGGGCGAUAUAUACCAUCGGCACCAAUGGCGUGCGCUUCUAUCAGUCAACUGUGAUUGCGAAUUUGGGCUUCACGAAUAUCGCUACUGCACAAAUUCUCAAUAUUCCGAUUACGGCUACUUCCUUGAUUGUGAUUGGCGUCUCCGGAGUAUUUGCUGACAGCGGCCGAUAUCCGAGACCGUUGUAUCCUCUCGGGUGCUUAUUAGUUAUCAUCGCCUGUUAUGCUGUGUUGGUCGCAUAUCCCAAUAACGCAGGGGUUUAUACUGCUACCUUGAUUGGCAACGCUUUCGCAGCAAGCUGGUAUCCCCUUAUGUGGCCCUGGCGAGUCCAAACCACGAGUAGAGCCACGGGUUCUGCAUUCUCCAUCGGUUUUGUUAAUUCAUAUGGCCAGAUUGGAGGUGCCAUUGGGCCUCAAAUCUUCAGAAGCAAGUAUGCGCCUCAUUACACGGUUCCUUUUGCUGUGGCCAUGUCUUUGGUCGCCCUGUGUUUUGUCGUUACCACUGUUACGUGGUGGGUCACGCGGCAUACCGAGAGAGACACGAGGAGGCUCAAGCUGGCACGCAAAGCUGCGGAAGCCAGGAACGAGACGGUCUUGGAAGAUGUGGUUGAUAGAGACUUGCGCUAG
Trichoderma harzianum CBS 226.95 is the source of this 1518-nucleotide messenger RNA. RefSeq lists its product as hypothetical. Gene Ontology annotation, molecular function: transmembrane transporter activity. NCBI's taxonomy places the organism in Eukaryota, Fungi, Ascomycota, Sordariomycetes, Hypocreales, Hypocreaceae. Gene Ontology annotation, cellular component: membrane. The record is from RefSeq and is a predicted model, not a curated record. The transcript has 8 exons. The coding region runs from base 1 to 1518 and encodes 505 amino acids. Gene Ontology annotation, biological process: transmembrane transport.